Molecule: messenger RNA, 1731 nt
Organism: Phoenix dactylifera (date palm)
Lineage: Eukaryota; Viridiplantae; Streptophyta; Magnoliopsida; Arecales; Arecaceae
Source: RefSeq, a predicted model, not a curated record
CUACUAUUCCUGUGGCAAAAGGAAACCCUAACCCUAGUUUCGGUUACCCACUUUCCCAUCCACCUAUCUCGGAGGGUGCUUUCCUCCUCGCCCGUCAUGGCGGCCCGACGGAAAAGAAAGUGGAGACCACCUCACCUUGGUGGGGAGCAAAUGGUGCGCGGCCCAGUUGGAAUCGAUCCAUCCAUCGUGGAUUCGGAGGCGGUGCAGGGUGAGUCAUUAACAUAAGCGGGAAUUCCAGCUUCCAGGUGGCCUUGCCUGCUGUGGUUCCGAGUCUCCUCCUUUUCGUGUUUCAGAGGAACGAGUUCUUGAGACACAAUGAAUGCUUUGGCUGCAACUAGUAGGAAUUUCAAGCAGGCUGCUAAGCUGCUGGGUUUGGAUUCUAAGCUCGAAAAGAGUUUGCUCAUCCCGUUCCGAGAAAUCAAGGUUGAAUGCACGAUCCCAAAAGAUGAUGGCACUAUGGCAUCUUUUGUGGGAUUUAGGGUGCAACAUGAUAAUGCCAGAGGCCCAAUGAAGGGUGGAAUCAGAUACCACCAUGAGGUUGACCCAGAUGAAGUCAAUGCCUUAGCUCAAUUAAUGACUUGGAAGACAGCGGUAGCCAAUAUUCCAUAUGGCGGAGCAAAAGGUGGAAUAGGAUGUAGUCCAGGAGAACUGAGUAUUUCUGAGCUUGAGAGACUUACCAGGGAGUUCACUCAAAAGUUACAUGAUUGUAUUGGCAUCCACACUGAUGUUCCAGCUCCUGAUAUGGGGACUAACUCACAGACUAUGGCAUGGAUACUUGAUGAGUACUCAAAGUUUCAUGGUUAUUCACCUGCAGUUGUGACCGGAAAACCUGUUGAUCUUGGUGGAUCUCUUGGUAGAGAUGCAGCAACUGGAAAAGGAGUCCUAUUUGCAGCACAGGCCCUGCUUGCAGAGUAUGGGAAAAGCAUUUCAGACCAGCGCUUUGUAAUACAGGGUUUUGGUAACGUGGGUUCUUGGGCAGCUCAACUGAUCAGUGAAGCUGGUGGAAAAGUUAUUGCCGUCAGUGAUGUUACAGGAGCAGUUAAGAACAGCAACGGUCUCGACAUUCUCAAACUACUUAAACACUCCAAGGAGAGUCAUGGGGUCAAGGGUUUCGGUGGUGGAGAUGCUCUUGAUCCAAAUUUGUUGCUAAUGGAGGACUGUGAUGUUCUGAUACCAGCAGCACUGGGUGGUGUAAUCAACAGGGGAAAUGCAAAUGACAUAAGGGCCAAAUUCAUUAUUGAGGCAGCAAAUCACCCAACUGAUCCUGAGGCUGAUGAGAUCUUAUCAAAGAAAGGUGUUCUUAUUCUGCCAGACAUAUUUGCAAACUCGGGUGGGGUUACUGUGAGUUAUUUCGAAUGGGUUCAGAAUAUCCAAGGGUUCAUGUGGGAUGAAGAGAAGGUGAACUGUGAGCUGAAGACAUACAUGACCAGAGGUUUUAAGCAUGUGAAGGAGAUGUGCAGGACCCACAACUGCGACCUUCGCAUGGGAGCCUUCACCCUUGGAGUCAACCGGGUUGCCCGAGCGACUGUCCUGCGAGGAUGGGGAGCAUGAGGGCAAGGUUUUGCUCUUUCUUGGUCCACAAACUAUAAUAAUUUCCUGAUUAUCUGAGUUUAAUCUAUAACAACAAAGAUGUCUCACACAUCCUUUCUAGAAAUAUCAUGGGAAAUUUCGAACCAAUUAUAUGUCUAUAUAUGGUUACCUGCUCCCGACUCCUACUACACUUUCAUGCUA